GACUUCGAUGAAGUGCUGGUCAAGUACUUCUGUGAGGAAUUUGCGCAGAAGUACAAGCUGGAUGUGCGAUCGAAGCCCCGCGCUCUGGUGCGGCUCUACCAGGAGUGCGAGAAACUGAAGAAACUCAUGAGCGCCAACUCCUCGGACUUGCCACUCAACAUUGAAUGCUUCAUGAAUGACAUCGACGUCUCAGGCACGCUCAACAGAGGCAAGUUUGAGGAGUUCUGUGCAGAGCUGCUGGCCAAGGUGGAGGCUCCGCUGCGCAGCAUCAUGGAACAGACCAGACUGAAGAAAGAGGACAUCUAUGCAGUGGAGAUCAUGGGCGGCGCCUCCAGGACUCCAGCCAUCAAAGACAGAAUCAGCAAAUUUUUCGGAAAGGAACUGAGUACGACGUUGAAUGCGGACGAGGCUGUGGCCAGAGGAUGUGCACUGCAAGUUAGUUCUCGGUCAUGGACUAUUUGAUUGCCGAUGCCGAUAUCUUCGAGCGCAGAGUGGCACAUGGCUGAUAUAAACUCGAUAUAUAUCACACUAU
Molecule: messenger RNA, 532 nt
Organism: Sinocyclocheilus rhinocerous
Lineage: Eukaryota; Metazoa; Chordata; Actinopteri; Cypriniformes; Cyprinidae
Product: heat shock 70 kDa protein 4-like
Exons: 3
Coding region: 127-462 (111 amino acids)
Biological process (GO): protein folding
Cellular component (GO): nucleus; cytosol
Molecular function (GO): ATP-dependent protein folding chaperone; ATP binding
Source: RefSeq, a predicted model, not a curated record